Molecule: messenger RNA, 1044 nt
Organism: Dioscorea cayenensis subsp. rotundata (Guinea yam)
Lineage: Eukaryota; Viridiplantae; Streptophyta; Magnoliopsida; Dioscoreales; Dioscoreaceae
Product: protein FAM133
Exons: 5
Coding region: 180-800 (206 amino acids)
Source: RefSeq, a predicted model, not a curated record
CCAAUAUCUUCUCUUCGCUGCGUCUUCAUCUAAAGACUAAAACCAGAGAAAGCAAAGAGGAAAGGGGACCGUGAAACCCUAAAAAUCCCACCUUUUUUCACUGUUUCUUCGCACGAAUCCUUUGAAAUCCAAUCCCCCGGUGCUUCGAUCUCUUUGGUGGUGUGCUUUCAGCGUCGCCGAUGGGGAAGAACCAAGCCUACAAGGCCAUGCAGAGGGCGAGGGUUGGCUCGACCUCCGGCGGCCCGGAGGAGAUCGAAGAUGGAAUGACGGAUGGUUCUUUUCAUUCACCAGAGUGGCAUGCUGCUCGUUUGGCCAGCCUGAAAACUUCUCACACAAUAACAUGGGAAGAAUACAAGAAGAAACAGAAGGAGGAUGAAUUAAAAAAGGGUGAGCUGGAAGCUGACAAAGACAGAAUGAUGAGAGAAUACAGGGCCCAGUUGGAUGCUGAAAGGGCGAAAAAACUUUCUCAUGGAAGAAACCAUUCCAGCAUCAAGUUGAACCACAAAAAAGAAAGGAAGGAUAAAGAUUUGAAGAAAAGGAGCAGCAGGAAGAGAAAGCACAAAAGGAGAUCAUCGGAAUCAAGUUCAUCUAGUUCAUCUUCUGAAUGUUCUAGCAGCGACGACGAUGAGGAAAGAGACUCAAGGAGAUCAAGGUCACGUUCCCGGUCCCGGUCCAAAUCUAAGAAAAGCAAGAAAGAAAGAAAGCACAAGUCGAGAGUGAAGCAUUCAAGCAACAGCGAUGGUGAGGAGCGCGAGGGGCCCUUGCCAUUGUCCAGAUUCUUUGGAAAUUCGAAGAGCUGAUCAUUCAAUCUGUAUCUUCAUAGAUAUCCAUUUUCUAGUGCAUGGAUGUCGGUAAAAUUGGGUUAAAAGAAUGGCUUCACCUCUCUGCACACAAUGGAGGCUGGUUUAAUUGUUUACAUGCAGUUCUUGCCCUCCUGGAGAUGUCACUAUGUUUGUGUAGUUGAAUUUUCUGUAUUUUAUCAGACAUGUAUAAACUUGAUGUGAGAUUCAUGCCAUUAAUUAAUUUGGUCACCAGGAUUUUUCC